UCCCUAGACGUGCCCCCAGUAAAGCGCCUGCAAGCCCCAGCACAAUCCCCGCCUUGUCUGAGAGUUGGAUUUCGGUUUCCGUCGCCUCGGGUUACGUCUUUUUUUCCAGGUCUUCUCGAACCCCCUUCUCCCUCCCUCUCAGAAGCUAACCCUCUAUAUCCCUUCCCUUCUCUUUCCCGAUGCUCUCUUUCUGGAGACGGGAUCUCUAGAGCCACCUCCUCUCGUAGCCCGAUCCGGUGUGCGCCUGCCGCUGUCGGUCUUCUUCUGAGUCUCGGUCCGCGCCCGGCCAUGAGCGCCCCCGGCUCGCCUUGUCUUUGGCUUAGGUUCAGGCUCCUGCUCCAGCUGGGACUGUCACCUCUGUUGCUGCUGCUGCUGCUGCUACCGCUGCAGCUGCAGGGACCGCCCGGCAUCUUGGCCUCAGCGUCGGCCUCGGUAGCGGAUGGUGCCGCUGGCCCCAGCAGUGGCGAGCGCGUCAAUCCCGAUAAACUACUGGUGAUCACCGCUGCAACAGAGGAAACAGAAGGAUAUCUGAGGUUCCUACAGUCUGCAAAGUUUUUCAAUUACACUGUUCAGACACUGGGCCUAGGAGAAGAAUGGAAGGGAGGAGAUGUGGCUCGAACAGUUGGAGGAGGUCAGAAGGUUCGAUGGCUGAAGAAGGAGAUGGAGAAAUAUGCUGAAAGAAAGGACAUGGUCAUCAUGUUUGUAGACAGUUAUGAUGUGCUUCUAGCUGGGAGCCCCAAAGAGUUGCUGUGGAAAUUCCUUCAGAGUGGCAGCCGCUUGCUCUUUUCUGCUGAGAGUUUCUGCUGGCCAGAGUGGGGGCUAGCAGAAAGAUACCCCUCUGUGGGGAAUGGAAAACGUUUCCUCAAUUCUGGAGGGUUCAUUGGCUUUGCCCCCACUAUCCAUCAUAUUGUUCGUCAGUGGAAAUACAAGGAUGAUGACGAUGACCAGUUGUUCUACACUCGACUCUACCUGGACUCCAAGCUCAGAGAAAAACUUGGCUUGGCUUUGGAUCACAAAUCUCGAAUCUUUCAAAAUCUCAAUGGAGCCUUAGAUGAGGUGGUAUUAAAGUUCGAUCGGAAUCAGGUUCGUAUCCGGAAUGUGGCCUAUGAUACACUCCCUGUUGUGAUCCAUGGCAAUGGACCCACCAAGCUCCAGCUGAAUUACUUGGGAAACUACAUCCCUAAUGGCUGGACCCCAGAGGGGGGAUGUGGGUUCUGUGACCGUGACCGGAUAGACCUCCAGGAGGGGCAGCCUUUCCCCCGGGUGCUUCUGUCUGUGUUUGUGGAACAGCCAACUCCAUUCCUGCCACGAUUCCUGCAGAGGCUGCUACUCAUUGACUAUCCACCAGAACAGAUCUCACUCUUCCUACAUAAUAAUGAGGUCCACCAUGAGCCCCACAUUGCAGCUGCUUGGCCUCAGCUUCAGGAUCAUUUCUUUGCUGUGAAGCUUGUUGGACCAGAGGAGGCUUUGACACCAUCCCAGGCCCGGGACAUGGCCAUGGAUAGCUGUCGUCAGGAUUCUGAGUGUGAAUUCUAUUUUAGCCUGGAUGCAGAUGCCGUCAUCACAAACCCUCAGACCCUACGCAACCUCAUUGAAGAAAACAGGAAGGUAAUAGCUCCCAUGUUGUCCCGACACGGGAAACUCUGGUCCAAUUUCUGGGGAGCACUGAGCCCUGAGGAGUACUAUGCUCGAUCGGAGGAUUACGUAGAACUGGUGCAGAGGAAACGAGUAGGUGUGUGGAACGUACCAUAUAUAUCCCAGGCCUAUUUGAUUAAAGGGGAGACACUUCGGAAGGAAUUGCCCCAAAGAGAAGUGUUCUCCCGUAGCGAGAGUGAUCCUGACAUGGCUUUCUGCAAGACCAUCCGUGAUAAGGGUAUCUUCCUCCAUCUCAGUAACCAGGAGGAAUUUGGGCGACUUUUGUCCACAGCCCGAUACAAAGCAGACCACCUGUAUCCUGACCUUUGGCAAAUCUUCGACAACCCUCUGGAUUGGCAAGAGCAAUAUAUCCAUGAGAACUACACUUGGGCACUUGAUGGAGAAGGCAUGGUGGAACAGCCAUGUCCAGAUGUGUACUGGUUUCCAUUGUUGUCGGAGCAGAUGUGUGAUGAGCUAGUAGAAGAGAUGGAGAACUUUGGCCAGUGGUCUGGUGGCAAGCAUGAGGACUUUAGGCUGGCAGGGGGAUAUGAGAAUGUGCCUACUGUGGAUAUUCAUAUGAAGCAGCUGGGUUAUGAAGAUGAAUGGCUACAAUUCCUGAGAACCUAUGUAGGACCCAUGACAGAAAACCUAUUUCCAGGGUAUCAUACGAAGACCCGAGCAGUGAUGAACUUUGUGGUCCGGUACCGGCCAGAUGAGCAGCCAUCCUUGAGACCACAUCAUGAUUCUUCUACUUUCACCCUGAAUAUUGCACUCAAUAGCAAGGGUCUCGACUAUGAGGGAGGAGGCUGCCGAUUCCUGCGAUAUGACUGCAUUGUCUCAUCCCCAAGGAAAGGCUGGGGACUUUUGCACCCGGGGCGCCUCACCCACUACCACGAAGGGCUGCCCACUACAAAGGGCACCCGAUACAUCAUGGUGUCUUUUGUGGAUCCCUGACAGUCAGCUACUUUCCUUUCUCUUAUCACCACUGUGCCUUCUUGGGCCUUGGGCCCAGUCCCCUUCAUUGCUAAGGGGAGGGGACCAGAGAACUUCUCUGGGUUCUGCUUCAUGAUGUGUGUUUAUUGUGUACCUUUCUGUCAGUCCAAUGUGUGUCUGUCUACCUUGCCUUGACACGGCCCUCUCAGGUAGCCCUUGGAAUGCUUGUCUUCUUUCUCCUCAGCCACAAAUGGUAGAGUGGUAGAGAGUUUGCAGGAGGUUCCUUGUGUGAUAAGUUAUUGAAUAAAUAAGGAUUUGUAA
Molecule: messenger RNA, 2889 nt
Organism: Gracilinanus agilis (Agile Gracile Mouse Opossum)
Lineage: Eukaryota; Metazoa; Chordata; Mammalia; Didelphimorphia; Didelphidae
Gene: PLOD3
Product: procollagen-lysine,2-oxoglutarate 5-dioxygenase 3
Exons: 19
Coding region: 289-2589 (766 amino acids)
Biological process (GO): peptidyl-lysine hydroxylation
Cellular component (GO): endoplasmic reticulum
Molecular function (GO): L-ascorbic acid binding; procollagen-lysine 5-dioxygenase activity; procollagen glucosyltransferase activity
Source: RefSeq, a predicted model, not a curated record